AUGCCUACAGAUACUGUGGCUAUCGGUGGCAAUACCAAAGAGCAACACGACCUCAAUCAGCGGUCGUUUUCAAAAGCUACGAGGAAUAUAGCUCAAUGGGUCGCUGAGGUACACAAACCACCACACCACGGUAGGGUCCAGCCUCUUCGUGACGGAAUCACGAUUAACGACAACAAAACCGUCACCGCUUCAAAAGCUAUCUGCCUCCUAGGUUAUGAAUUUUCAAAGGGUGUCAUAAGCCCGACCCUGAACGCACGGAGUGUAAUCGCCAGUUACCUCCUCCGCAUACUACCUUGGAAAUGCAGCGCGUCGUCGGUAUGUUCGUAUACUAUGCCCAUUGGAUAUCUUCGUUUUCUGACAAAAAAAUAA
This is a messenger RNA of Opisthorchis viverrini, 369 nucleotides long. RefSeq lists its product as hypothetical. The record is from RefSeq and is a predicted model, not a curated record. The coding region runs from base 1 to 369 and encodes 122 amino acids. Lineage: Eukaryota; Metazoa; Platyhelminthes; Trematoda; Opisthorchiida; Opisthorchiidae. The transcript is spliced from 2 exons.